Messenger RNA from Caenorhabditis remanei, 2082 nucleotides. RefSeq lists its product as uncharacterized. The transcript has 6 exons. Bases 1 to 2082 code for a protein of 693 amino acids. NCBI's taxonomy places the organism in Eukaryota, Metazoa, Nematoda, Chromadorea, Rhabditida, Rhabditidae. The record is from RefSeq and is a predicted model, not a curated record.
AUGGAUCGACUUCUGGAUAGACCGAUAAACGAGUGGCCCGAUGACUAUUGGAGGAUGGCUUGGUCAAUUGCGGAUUUCUCAAAAAAUGCCCUUGAGCCUCAAACAUUCUAUGCAAUAAGCAUUGAUGUACUCAGCAAGAAUGAAGAAAUUGGUUGUGAGACAGGCGUAAUCGACAAAUUCGUCAAAUCAUUCGCCCACUUGACUCAUCGGUUCUAUCCACGUAUUCAUCCGUGGCUCCAUGCGAAAAUAUUCUUCGUUUGCAGAACUUCUCUACUGGACGCUGAAGUUGAAUAUUUUAGAACUCAUGCGUAUUUGGCUGUCGAUCAAGACAAUAAAAUUCUACAUUACAAACAACGAGUGGGACUCGGCGAGUUCGGAAAUCCGAGAAUGCAGGUUGAGGGGUUAGACGAUCCUGUAGAUCCAGCACCCACGAAUGGGAAUGUGGCUGGUGACAAUGCAGACCAAGCCGACGGAAAUCCUCAACAAGGUAAUGAGGUGCAAAAUGCGGGGUAUGACGCUGAUGCCCAUUUGCCUGCCCAAGGAAACAAUGAUAUUCAUCAUAACGAGCAAAACAAUGAGAACUUUCUUGAGAAUCAAUAUCAAUAUACUGUGGAUCGGCAAGGUGGAAACUCGAACACCGUCCCCAAUGAUUUUCCCGAUCAAUACUUUUACGAGGGAUCGAACGAGAACAAUCGUCCGAGCACUUCAACGAGCAUCCCAUAUCACGAAGCGCCUUCUAACAAUAUUCAAUUGAAACGACAGAGUGUCGGUCAAAUAGGAGAUGGCAAUGAAUCAUCUGAUCAGCCGGAAAUAUCGUACCCGAAGAAAUACCGUGUUGUUGUACUGAAAGAGGGAAAUAAUACAAACCUGGGUUCAAAUCAAGAUGCAAUGUAUGAUACUCCGAGCACUUCUUCUGAUAUCCCAGGAUCUGGAAGAUAUUCAAAACCAACAAUCACUUCACAAAAUGCUCAAAUGGAAGGAUUUACUUCUGGAACUGCCGGUCUGAAUCUCCGUCAGCAACAGCUCCAAGAGAGACUUGUGGACUCUUCAAACUUAAGGACUAACUAUGAAACUGCUUCAACUAAUGUACCAUAUUUUGCGAAGAAGAAUAAUCAAAACACACAGUUGCAAAGACAAGGGCAUACUCAUGGAGCUGCCGAUAAGCCAAGAAUAUUGAAUCUGAAAAGAUAUGCUCCUAACCAAUCGGUUGUUGGGAAUCAUACGAAUCGGUAUCUGAAUACGCAUCAACAAAAUAUCCAAACAAGAAUUGGAGAUCAUGAAGUCAAUGAACGAGGACCAUCCGAACCGAAUAGAGAAGUCAACGGUUCCAACUUCAGUUACAUGAAUAUAGAAAACUAUCAAGAAUUCAUGCGUUACGGAGAAACUAUGACUGAGUUUUUGAAUCGCCUAAAUGAACAUCGUAAAGCAGUCGGAUUCAAAGAGGCUCAAAUUUCGUCCGCUGUCUAUAUGAGAGUUCGUUUGAAUUCGAUGAGUGAAAAGACCGGAAGCCGACUUCAGAAUCCGAGACGUCCCAUUUUGAAGUAUAUUCCUGUAACGUUUGAAACAAUGUCAAAAGCCAAACUCAUGACGACUCCUGAGUUUCUUCGGCGUACCCAGAGAGCGCGGAACGCUGCACUGUUCAUCGAAACUACAGAAAAUCUCCGACCAUUUUUCGACGCGUUGUACUUUGCGGUGGAAGGAUUGUCACUCACGAAGACAUUUGCAAACAUCCUAUCGCGGAUCGGAGAGUUUAUCGAGUAUACUGAAGUUAAACCUAUAAUGGCCAGAGAAGGAACUACUGAAACAUCGCUCAAGAUUGUGCUUCAUUGUGUGGUGUGUAACGCCGGCGAAGAAUGUAAAUACGGUUAUACUUUGAAGCAUGUAAUCGGCUCAUUAAUAUCAGGACUGUCAGAUAUGAAUACUCUUGAAAACUUCAAAGAGUCUUGUUAUUUACAAAUCGGGAAACCAGACAGCAAGUUGAAGAAAAUCUCGUAUCCAAUGGUUGACACUUCAUUCGCAGAAGCUCUCAAUUACGCCAUUUCUGUAUCAAAUUUCGAGAAUCCCAAGACUAGAACUUCAUGA